GUCCAGUAGAGAAAGAAGCAGAUCCCUGCCAAAGAUGAUUCUGUUUCUCUAUGUGCGUGUGCGUGUGCGUGUGUGUGAGUGUGUUGUCUCUCUAGCUUUGUGAGGACUACUAUGGUGAGGAUAUUUGUCCAAUGCAAAGGUCAAGGUCUGGUUUUAAGGUUCAGGUCAAAACUAGGUCUAGGUGAGGAGGGGUGGCUCAGGAUGAUGGGCUUCACAAUUAGGGUCCUCACAAGUGAAGAAAGACAAAAGUGUGUGUGUGUUUGUGUACAGUAGAAGACAGCAGAUCUGAUAAACUCAGCUUGUCUUACACUGUCUCUAUUCUGAAGGGGCAUCACUGCUCUGCUCGUCCAAUCAGAGAGCUGCAUUGCAGACGGCUGCUGUCAGAGGUCUGAUGGAGGUUUGAUUUGAUUUUCAGAGAAUGUGAAAGAAACAAAAGCUGCAGAUCUACAGAAACAUAAUAAACAUCAAGGAUAAUGAUUCACACACACAAAUCUUAUAAUGUGUGUCGUCUAUGUCACUUCAAAAUAAAGGUAAAAAUACUCCGCUCCCAGUAAAAGUCCUACAUUUAGUUUUAUGUUAUUUCAGUAAAAGAAUAAUCUCAGAAAAAAUUCAAGUGUCAAAAGUAAAAUUGUGAUCUGUAUCUACCCUGUAAGAAUCAGAGUGGACACUAUGGAUCUUAACAUUUAGAGUGCGAGUUAAACAAUGACAGUCAGGGGGGUGAACAUCGGGGCAUCGUGUAGCGUAGUGGUCUAAGCAGGCGCCCAUGUGUAGAGGCCACAGUCCUCGCUGCAGUUGGCCCCGGUUUGAGUCCCGCAUCAGACGGCCUUUGCUGCAUGUCGUUCCCCCUCUCUCUGCCUCCCUGUUUCCUGUCUCUCUACUGUACUAUCAAAUAAAGGCAUAAAAAAGCCCCAAAAAAUAUACUUAAAAAAAAAAAAAGAAACUAGCUAACAUUCAUUAGCUAAACUGUAACUUAAGGUAAAGUUAGAAGCCAGCUAAUAUUAGUUUGGUAGACUGUAACUUAAAGCUAAAGUCAGAAACUAGUUAAUAUUAGCAUUCCUCCUUAGACACAAUCUAAUUGCAUGCUAGAGAGUUAGCUACUGCUACUUACAUUUACGUGCAGUGUCUCAAUUUGCUUGUAUGACACUCAGGAGCAGAGAAUUGAGGGCAUGAGCCAUCAAUGGGAGCGAAGCAGGCAGAGAAGAUAUGCAGCUAAUCACAAGGUUAAGGAAUGGUAUGGUCCACUUUAAGGAUGUCUGAAAAGAUUCUUCCAUUCAUGAAUAUUGGAAAUAUAUUGUUAUAUUUACAAUUACAGGUAAGAAGGAUAUAUUAUUUAAACCCCUGUUGGAGGGGUCCAAAUCUUAAUCUAGCCCCCCCCCACUAUCCACCUAUAUUUUGAACCCCGUUUUCAAUUAUUCUACUCUCCGUCAGACACAUCUGUUGUUUUUCUUCAUUUGUCACUUUUGUCCUUAACAGGAUCCUGUAGGUGUGAUGACUCUAUGGUUCUAGGUACAUUUACUUAAGUACUAAGUAAUUACUAAGUAAUCAGCAGGUGGCAGAAUAAUCAACAAACUGAAAACAUAAUAUUUAUGUGAAGAAAAUACACCUUUAUGAAGGUUGUUGCGUUCAAACUGCUGUUGUUUGUUAUGUUGUUGGAUCAUUGUGUGUUUCUUUAUUACUAACAGCUACACAGCCCAACAACAGGAUUUCAGAAAGAAUGCUGACCAUGUUGAAAGAGGGGUUGACUUCAUUUCUGUGUUGGAGUGUUUGUCUUGAUGAUAGAGGAGACGCCGGGGCAGGGGCGGGGCUUACAGUAGGAGCGGUGCUUACAGCGUCUUAAACUGGAAAAUUAAUACACACACACACACAGACACACAUACACACACACACAGACGGCUGUUCUGUCCAGAGCUAGAGUCUCACCUGAGCCCGUCGAUGUCUGCACGCACAGGGGAGGAAGGAGAACAAGGUGAGGGACAAUGAGGACGAGAAGGGAGCUGAGGGAGGACAGCACCACACUCAUUGACAUGGAAACCAAGCCAGAGAACAACUAUGGCAGCAUUAACAUGAAUGCACCUGUUCAGCUUCAGGACAGGAACGUGUUCAGAGAUGGAUCGACUCGAAUUGAUUUUGUGCUGGUGUGGGAGGAGCCUCGUAACUCACAGGAGAGUGCAGGUGUUGACCCCACCCACCUGAAAUGGAGGGAGGAUUUUCUGAACAGACUGAGACAUGCUGGACUGCUGCAGGAACAGAGGGAAGUCCUGCAGACAAAGAUGAGGAUUUGUUUUGCCCUCCUCAGUGCUCCAUGGAGCGUCCUCUGUUACUACGCUGAGGAGAUCAGUCUGAGAGUCCCUCUACAGGUGGUCACUGCUCCAGUUAUUAUCUGGUCUGAAAAGAUCCUGUCCAAGCUGUCCCUCCCCAACCCCAUGUCCCAGGAUGUGCCCAACACCCCACCUGACUACUACACCUGUCAGUUCAAGACCAACAAGCUGCAGAGGUUUCUGGGCAGCGACAACCAUAAGACGUUUUUCAAGACGACUCAGAGACACCAGGUGCUGUAUGAGAUUCUGGCCAGGACUCCGUAUGGUUCCUUGAAGAAGGGGGAGGUGGGAAUCGACCGGCUGCUGAGUGAGCAGGUUUUCACUGCUGCCUACCCUCUGCAUGAGGGUGGGUUUCAGCUGCAGACCCCCCCAGUGCCACCCGAGUGUUUGAGGCUGAGACAGAUACUGUAUGGUUACUGGGCCCAGUGGUCUUGCUGGAGACGUUACCAACCUCUGGACCACAUCAGGGAGUACUUUGGAGAGAAGAUAGCACUUUAUUUUGCCUGGCUCGGUUUCUACAAUGGUUGGCUGUUACCGGCGUCUAUUAUGGGGACUCUGAUCUUCCUGUUUGGAUUUUGGCUCAUGUCCAGUGAUGUUCCAGCGAAGGAGGUGUGUGACAGUGGAAACACCUUCAUCAUGUGUCCCAUCUGUAACAUCUGCUCCUACUGGAACUACUCCAGCAUCUGUGUCAGCUACAAGGCAGGUGUCCUGUUUGAUAAUGGAGGGACAGUGUUUCUCAGUGUCUUCAUAUCCCUGUGGGCCGUCACCUUCCUGGAGUACUGGAAGAGAACCUGUUCAGCUCUGUCUCACCGGUGGGACUGCUCUGACUUCCAGGAGAUCGAGGAGCGACCUCGCCCAGAGUUCACAGCCAUGGCACCGAUGACCGUGAGGAACCCAGUGACCGGAGCAGAGGAACCUUACUUUCCUGAAGAGAAACGGUUCAACAGAACUUUGACUGGCUGCAUGGUCAUCAUCAUCAUGUUGACCGUGGUGUUGAUGUUCCUCAUUGCCAUCAUUCUGUAUCGUACCAUCCUCACCAUCAUCAUCUACAACUCCCACGACAACUUCCUCAGCUUCUCUGCUCAGAGGAUAGCCAGUAUUUCAGGAUCAGUGUUGAACCUGUUGGUGAUCCUCAUGUUGUCCCGGGUUUACACCGCACUGGCCCACAUCCUCACCCGCUGGGAGAUGCAUCGCACUCAGAGUAAAUACGAAGACAUGUUCAUCCUCAAAGUUUUCAUCUUCCAGUUUGUCAACUUCUACUCGUCUCCAGUUUACAUUGCUUUCUUCAAAGGCAGGUUUGUUGGUUACCCUGGAAACUUCAACACUCUGUUUGGAGUUCGCAACGAAGACUGUGGAGCAGGUGGGUGUCUUAUUGAACUGGCUCAGGAGCUGCUGGUCAUCAUGGUGGGAAAACAGCUGAUCAAUAACAUCCAGGAGUUCAUCUUCCCGAAGGUAAGGACAUGGUGGCAGAAGAGGAGGAUGAGUCCACGGCUGAGAGAGGUCAAGAAGGAGGAAGGAGAGGAGGUUCAGUGGGAGGAGCAGCAGCAGCAGGAGGAAGAGGAAGUCUCUCCCUGGGUGGCAGACUACCAGCUGCUGGUCUGUGAGGGACUCUUCAGUGAGUACCUCGAGAUGGUGAUUCAGUUUGGUUUCAUCACCAUCUUCGUGGCGGCAUGUCCUCUCGCUCCUCUCUUCGCUCUGAUUAAUAACUGGGUGGAGGUGCGACUGGACGCUCAGAAGUUUGUGACUGAGUAUCGCCGUCCAGUGGUGGAGCGAGCUCAAGACAUCGGCAUCUGGCUCCCCAUUCUGCAGUUCAUCACACACACAGCCGUCCUAAGCAACGCUUUCCUCAUCGCCUUCACCUCAUCCUUCCUGCCCCGUCUCUACUAUCGCUACACCAGAGACAGCUCGCUGAGCGGCUUCAUCAACUUCACUCUGGCAACAUCACCACACAACUACAGCCAGCAUCACACCUCCUGCAGGUAUCGAGGUUUCAGGGAUGAAAAUGGUGAAAACACACCUGAGUACUAUCACCUGCUCGCCGUACGUCUUAGUUUUGUCAUCAUCUUUGAGCAUGUAGUCUUCUUCAUCGGCCGUCUGAUUGACAUGAUGGUCCCUGACAUCCCUGAGGAGGUGGAGAUGAAGAUGAGGAGGGAGCACUAUAUGGCUAAAGAGGCACUGGCUGAGAACCAGGCUUUGGGGAAAACCGUGUUUCCCUCUGGUAAGGACACAGUUUCCAGUGACCUGCGACAGCGUGGAUCUAAACCUUCACCGCCACCGCAGAGGGACUCCCCCCCACCAAACCUGGAGGAGAUCCCAGAGGAAACGGACACGAAAGGCAGCUGCUGAGAUGAAGCACAAGUGGACUCUGUCCUGGAUGUCGUCCCACUACCUCAACAUCCACAUCUAAAUGACUGAUCAACCUCCCUGACAGAUCCACAAAACCCCUGUGAGACCUCUGCACGCUCUACAAGAACUGUGUGUAAUCUUUAAAGAUCUCUACAAGACCUACUGUAGAAGUCCUAAAGAGUUCCUUGCUACAAGACCAACAGGUGAACAGGACUGCAGCCUUUUGUACCUUUGAAAGGUGUCUCUGUUAUUCUGUGGUAGUAUGAAAAUAUUGGUGGACAAAAUAUUAGAAACACUUUCGGAUGUUUGCAAUGCUUUGGCGUUGAUUCUUGUUAGGUCCAUUAAUUUAACAAACUCCUGUGUCCUAUUGCUGAGAAAACAGACCAGGAUUUUGUCAUCUGGACUGUGUUAAAAGGCAUCCACAUGAAGAGAUUCCACAAAGAUCCCUCACUAGUUUUAUAUAUUUUUGAUACAUUUACGAUUGUAAAUAUCAUAACAGCAGUUUAAAUACAUAUCUUGUUGAUAAAUUAAUGAAUGUGUCUGGAAAAGGUUGAAUAUAUGACGAAUACAUUUCUUAUAGGAGUCAGGUGUUUGUGUUUGUUAAUGUAUCCUCAUCAGAUCAGCUGUUCAUUUUGGAGAAGCAGAGAAUCCUUCACACACUCCACACACACAUCACAUGGGGAUUUAUCUGUGAUUCUGCUCCACUUCAGAUCUAUACAGACAUGAUGCUUGAAAUUGAAGCCAAACAGUUCAAUCUUGGUUUCGUCAGACCAGAGAAUUAUGUAGGUUUCACUGAGCAGAGUCUUCUAUUUGGACACACAGAUUGGUGGAGUUCUGCAGUGAUGGUUGUCCUUCUGGAAGUUUCUCUGGAGCUCUGAGAGACCAUCAGUUUCUUGGUCUCCUCUUUCUGGUGUCUGUUAGUCCAGGUCCAGCUCUAGAAGAGUCCUGGUUGUUCCAGACUUCUUCAUGUCAGAAUGAUGGAGACCACUGUUCUUCUCAGGAACCUUCAAUGCAGCAGAAAUAUUUUUGACCCUCGACACAAUCCUGUCUCUGAGCUCUGCAGUAGUUCCUUCCUCCUUGUGUUAUUUGCCAUCCGAUCUUAUAUAGACAGGUGUGUUUUUUCCAAAUCAUGUCCAAAUCAUCAGCUGACUUUACCACAGGUAGACUCCAAUCGAGGUGUAGAAACAUCUCAGAGAUGAUCCAGAGAAAUAGAGGAGCCUGAGCUAAAUUUACAGUGUCACAGCAAGUGUCUGAAUACUUAUGUCAAAGUGAGUUUGCAUUGGUUUCUAAAAUUCUGGUUUUGAUUUGUUAUUACGGGGUAUGGAGUGAAGAUUUAAAAUGAACUUAAACAAUUUGUUCAUAAGGGUGAAACAACAAAAUGUGAAAAAGGGGUUUCUGAUGCACUGUAGAUGCUGAACUUUCUGCAUUCACACUUGUCUUUUCUGUUUUCAUAAAGGAAUUCACACAUUGCAACAGAACUAAUGAAUCUUAUAUCAAUAAAUAGAUUUCAAAACGUUUUAUUUCUGUAACAAUGCGUGUAUUUAAUUAAUACGGGCUAACAAGUUAAUUGUUAGCGUUUUAAAUUUGUUUAAAGGUGCAAUGUGUAAGAUCUGGCCAGAAUUAUAGUUUAAAAUGUUCAAAAAAAUUAACUAGCACUAUCAAUAGUAGGCUAUUUGAAGGAGCCACAGUGAUGAUGUCAUGACCAAGACUUCCAUCUAUUGUAUUUCAGAGAUAUCUACUGAAACGAGCAUGCUAACCAACUAGCCCCGACCCUGGCCGUGUUGUAAUACUGUAGACACACUAGAUGCUGUAUGAGUCAGUGUAGUGUCUAGUCUGCUCACAGUCCCACGGAGAAGAAGAGCUUCCUCCUGAGCUUGAAGUUACACUACAGCUCCAAAAAAAGAAAAAAAAAAGCUGCAGACGAGCAUCAUAGAAACGCAGAUAUGGCUGGAGCGCCGAGAAAGCGAUCUUUAUCUCCAUCCCGAAGAACCGUCAAGAAACCACGUUCAACAGCAAAGAAGCACAACACGGGUAAAUCCUGAUGUGGCUUCCAACAGCUCCA
This is a messenger RNA of Seriola aureovittata, 6726 nucleotides long. RefSeq names its product anoctamin 7 (gene ano7). Bases 1977 to 4664 code for a protein of 895 amino acids. The record is from RefSeq and is a predicted model, not a curated record. Lineage: Eukaryota; Metazoa; Chordata; Actinopteri; Carangiformes; Carangidae. The transcript has 24 exons. Gene Ontology annotation, biological process: chloride transmembrane transport; calcium activated phospholipid scrambling. Gene Ontology annotation, molecular function: chloride channel activity; protein dimerization activity. Gene Ontology annotation, cellular component: plasma membrane.